AUGAUAGAACUGUCUCCAGGGAAAUCUGUGUACACUUAUGAAAGCCAUUUAACAAAGGCCAAUGCAAAGAAAACAGCAACAGGAACAGCCUGUUUCUUACUGGGCUGUUUUUACACUGAGGAUGAGCUGGUGGGGCGAAGCCUUGGUGGCAAGAAUGGCAAACAGGCUGUUGAUACGGGCAUUCUUGAUAGUAUAUUGAGUAAGUAGUGUUGAUUAAAUUUUGAGGCAUUGAUAGUGUUUAUACUGUGUUGUGCCUGGUGCAUCUAUUACAGUGGAACCCCGUUAAUACGGACACGAAAGAGACAAACCAAAGUGCUGGUAUUAAGCAAGCUACUUUAAGAGAAAAUAUAAUUUAUAUAACCAAUGUAGUUGUCAGGACAAAGAAAACUAUCCACUAAGUCAGUAUUAAACGGGUGUCUGUAGCCGAACACACAGGGAUCAGGUUUGACUUGUAUGUACACUCUUAAUGUAAUUUUUGCUAUUGCAUGUCUAAAUGCUACGUCCUUCCUGUUUAUUCUUUGUAGGUUUCACAAGAAAGAAGUUCCCGAGCACUAUUUCAGACAGUGGUGUCAAGAUAUCCCUAGGGAACAAGAUAACCUGUAUUGAAGUUAAGCUAAGAAAAAGGAAUGUGCACGUUGUGAGUUAA
Molecule: messenger RNA, 646 nt
Organism: Porites evermanni
Lineage: Eukaryota; Metazoa; Cnidaria; Anthozoa; Scleractinia; Poritidae
Source: the annotation of a GenBank genome assembly